CUUCUUCUAAUUCUUCAGUUUUUUUAUUUUCCACUUCAAUGGCUUCCAUUCCUCAGUUCUUUACCGACCAAUCAUUUUACAGCGAUUUUUCACAGUUUCCUUACCCGGUUAUCGCCGGAGAUAGCCAAAACUACGGCGAUCAUCCAUCGGCCUCCAGUGGAACAAUUUCCAGUGGUGCCAUUUCAGCUUCUAGUGGUGGUGGAGGUGCUAUAUGGGGUGAUGAUCAGACUUUUCCCAUUUCUUUUGAUAAUGUUUUGCCGCCGGAAUCCGAUGUCGUUUCGCCUCCGACGAUGACGAUGUCGUUCCCUUGUGAACAUUUUGGGUUUGUGGACUCUUUGCCUCCUGUGCCCACAUUGCCUGACUAUAAUAGCACCGCCGUGUGCGGCGUUUCUGGGAUUCAAAACUUCGGAGCCAGACUGCAACAUCCCGAUGUGUGUGAGUUUGGAGAUGAAUGUUGUGGCUACAUGCAAGAUUUCAAGCCACCGUAUCCUGCAGCAGCCGCCGCCGCCGCCGCCGCAGAAAACUGGGGAUUCCAGAGUACCCGAAUGCCAUUAAUGGAGGAAGCCAAUGCUAAGAUUGGUAGGUAUUCUGUAGAAGAAAGAAAAGACAGAAUUCUGCGAUACUUGAAGAAGAAAAAUCAAAGGAACUUCAACAAGACCAUCAAGUAUGCAUGUCGCAAAACCCUUGCAGACAGAAGAGUUCGAGUCCGUGGAAGAUUUGCAAGGAACAGUGAAUUAUGUGAAGAAGAAAUUAUCAAGAACAAUGAAAAUAAUUCUCAUAAAGAGAAAGAUUUAUUCUGUAAUUCUGAUGGAAUCCAUGAGACUAAACAAGAUGAUGAGUCGUGGCUGCAGGAGGCAAUGGCAAGUCUGAUGUAUUUACCUUACAUUGCCGGAAAUUAAUCAGACAAUAAAUUUAUUAUUGAUGAAGAUGAAGAGCUAGGUCGAUUGAAGCAAAGAGAAAUAGAGAUUCAUGCAUGCUUUAGUUUUAAUUUCUACGUGUAGAAAUCAAUAAUAUUUCAUGCACUAACAUUGAAUAUAAGUACGACACAAAAAUUAGCUAUUUGUCAUUAUCUAAUUGAAAAAUACAUCAAUUUUUGUAUUUAUAUUUAUAUUUAUUGUUAGUAUAUGUAUUAUUCCUGGAGUAAAAAUAUUCUCUAGCCAAGCUGAUAAGUUUAGCCAUGUAGGGUCGAUUGCUUUCGAUGGAGCUGGGCUUUUGUUUUCCUUUUCUUUUAAGUUGGUAGCUAGAAAGUUGAAAAAGAAAGAGUUUUCCAUCUUUGUACACUAAUUCCUUCUUUAUUCCCUUUGAUAUAAUAAAAUCUUGUACAUUUG
Molecule: messenger RNA, 1328 nt
Organism: Mangifera indica (mango)
Lineage: Eukaryota; Viridiplantae; Streptophyta; Magnoliopsida; Sapindales; Anacardiaceae
Exons: 4
Coding region: 39-899 (286 amino acids)
Biological process (GO): regulation of flower development
Cellular component (GO): nucleus
Molecular function (GO): protein binding
Source: RefSeq, a predicted model, not a curated record